UCAGUCCGUGCGCAGUGGCAAGGCCAGCGGCUGGCGAUUUCCUGCUGCCUCUCGGUUGCUGGCUCCGCCGCCGAGGCUGUCACUCCGCCGGAGGGCACUGCAAGGCACUGGCAGGGCAGGAGUGGCCGAGAGAGCCAGGGAUCUGCAGCGCAGCCGCUGGGAACCAACCGGACCUGCCCCCUGGGCAUCGCCUGACCUUUCACUGACUCAGUCCUUUCCCUCUCAUUACAGCGCUGGCAGUUCUGCGGGUCGUUUGAUGGUGGGCGGCGUGAACAUGUCGAGCUGCCGAAGUUGGGCAUGCUGAGUAGUUCUGGGAUUUCCGUGCAAAGUAAACGGGGGGCAGUUGUUCUGCCGGGUGUUAUUGCCACGCCUGUAUUCUCCAGGCAAGUUUCACAUACGUACGGUGACGGUGUGUGUGUGUGUGUGUGUGCGCGCACCGAUCCCCCUGGGUGGAUUGGGGCUGGUGCAUUGGAGAGCAGAAUCGUUCUGGAACGAAAAUCUCGCAGCCUGCUCUAUUGUAGGUACCCGGAGGCUUUUCACCGUAAGAGGCUGAUCUUACCAUGUUGGCGAUGGAGGGCAAGAGAUGCGGGUGAACUGGGUUCCUACUCCCGAUUGCUGUCCCGAGCCUCAGGUUGCCAUGGCUGUUACAAGGCUGUUUGAUACUUCAGAUGCCGUGGAGCUCUCUGCCCCUCAGUGUCUAUACUUGAAGCCGAUUGCCAGGCUGACCAUCAGUGUGAUGCUCCCCGAUUCCAAGGUCUCCCCAAAGCUCAUUUCAAACUGGGAAUUGAUGGAAACCCUGAAGAAAAUGGCAUACCCGGAGCAGAUUACAUCACUCAGAGUCUCGCGAAGCACAAUGGAAUUCAUACGCUUUGAGGCGGAGGUUGAGAAUAAGAACCUGGUGCAAACUGUGUGGGAAAAGUUUAACAACAAGAGCAUCAAGGUGAAUGGAGUCAAUGAGAUGGUAAGGGUUCUGGCAGCUGUGAGCCAAGUCAACUUUCCAAGCCCAUCUGACUGGGAGUCCUUUUUCAAGACUGCUGAGACCAUGAACGACGCUGUUCCCGGUGAAAGGCCAGACACCAUUCACAUGGAAGGGCUGCCCUGCAAGUGGCUUUCUUCGAAGCAGCUCAACAAAGAAAAGCCCAUGGAAGAGAUCCUUCAAAGGGUAUUUGGAAGAUUCGGAGAGAUUCGAAACAUAGACAUUCCCAUGUUGGAUCCCUAUAGAGAGGAGAUGACUGGAAAGAAGUUCAAUACAUUUAGCACUGGUGGCCUUCCUACCUUUGAGGCUUAUAUCCAGUACCAGGAGUGUGCCGGCUUUGAGAGAGCUAUGGCAUCUUUGCGGGGAAUGAAGUUGGUGCACAAAGGAGAUGACGGAAAAGCUCUGGCAUGUAACAUAAAGGUGACUUUUGACACAACCAAGCAUCUGAGUGACUCCGCCAUUGAAAAGCGGCACCUUGAAAGACUGAAGCUGCAGGAGCUGGAGAGACAGCGAGAGGAGCAGAAGCGGCGGGACGAGGAAGAGCAUUCGAAGGAAGUUGAACGAAAACGCAGGGAAGGAGAGCGGGAAAGGGAGAGGAGGCGGAAAGAGAGGCUGAGGAGGAGGGAGCACAGGCAGAAAGAGUGUGAAGACAGACGUCGUCUGCGUAAGCUGUGGAAGGUAGAAGUGGAGAGUGAAAAGGAGAAGAGAGAGGCCAGUGCAUGGGAGGCGAGAAAACUGGUGCUGGCACAGAGAAAGCUGGAUUCCUACAGGCUGCUCACCGUUCUUUUAAAUGGUGCAAAAGAAAUAAAGGUCCAGAGGAGCCACCUUCCUGAGAGAGAGACAGUGAAGUGUGACCAGAAGAGGGGGGGGUGUGAGCGUGCAGGGGACAGUGAACUGAAGAAACCUGAUGAAAAUACAACCGGGAAUAAGGGUUCUCAAAGGGUGAAGUCAGAAAUGUGGAGGCAGAUUAAGGUGCCUGUUGAAGACAUUGAUGGGAAGGUGCGCAAAUCACUGACUGGAUCAAUGGAGCCUUUGUCUUCCCAAGACCCCAACUUUCCUGCCACUUCCUCCCUGCCUCCCAUUGGAUUGAUGGAAGAGCAUAGACUUCCCAGUCUGAACCCAGCCGGGGAAAAAGUCUCAACACCUUAUGAAUCGGAGUCACUGCAAAUUACUGUGACACAAGACUGCAGUGCACACCUGCAUAACUUGCAUGCAGUUGGCCACGAUAACUGCUUGUGCAAUGGAUAUUCACGGAAGGUUACCACUGUAGACCACCAGAUCCGCCAUCGCCUUUACGCGUAUGAGGAUUUUCUCAGUUGUUUGCUGAAUUACCGUCAGCAUGUUUGCCCUUUAGAUUCCAACCAUGCAAGUAUCUUCCACAGUGCCAGCAACCCUGAGGACCACUCAGACUGGCGUAGGACGGUCUCUGACAAUGGGAAAAGCUUUCGAAUAGAUUUGAGGAACAAGUCGAGCCCCCUCUGUAUCGGGACCAGCACCGCAAGGCACAACAGGUGGUCAGGUUAUGACCGUGACUGCAACUAUAGAUGGACAAUCACAGUUAGUGAGUCUGGGGUGCAACAAAGAGCCUUCUGCAGCAGCACCAGCCAUCAGCUGAAAGAAUGCAACAGAGAAUUCCAGGUGCACUGGAAGGAUUCAGGCAGUCAAAUGGAUUUUGAGGAAGAUUUUGCUAGUGCCUACCAACUACACUUAAAAGAUAGUGCUGUCUUGGGUUGCAAAGAGGGGAAGUUGAUCAGCCACCCUGAAUGUCCAAGAAUAGAAAUUAAGAACCCAUGGAUACCUUCCAAGGAACCAUGGAGAAACCCCAUUACCAACUGGAAAGUUUCAAUUACAAACUCUCAGAAUGACCUGGUUCAGCCAAGACUAAAGGACAGUAAUCAAUGCAAGGAUGCAAGUAACCACCACAGCAGUCAAUUGAAUUCCCAGUGCAGGGCUGAACCAGAUUGUUCCAACAAAGAAAGCAUGAAUGAACGGAGUAGGUCGAAUAGAAAAGUUAAGCGUAUGCAUGAAGGAAGUGUUUGCGAGUUUGGUGCUGACAUCCAUUGGUCAAACUGCAAGUCAGGUUUUCACCAAGAUGCCUCAGACCAGAAGUCUGAAACAAACAAUAAUGAUGUUAAGCCUGUUCCAUCUAGAUCCAGGAGCGACCUCAAAUAUUCUUGGAAAGAAAGCGAAAGCAAAUUCAAAGAAGAACUUAACCAUCCCAACAAACCUUGCAUUGGGCACCCGAGGAAAGAUUUAUGGAAUGGGAAAGGUUCAGGGGAUAUCCUGGGAAAAGAGUUGGUCUUGGCUAAUCAACUGUGUGAAGCCUUCAGUGAUGAAGUAAAGCACAAAAAGCAAAGAAAGAACUCGAAGACCAAAAUAAUUCCUGAAGACAAGAACAAUAAACAAAUACACCGCCCUAUGAAUUCUAACAGGGAUUUGAAAACUCAUUGGAAAAACAUGAAGAAUGAAUGUUUAGAUAACAAUUGCAGUUCUGAGAGAGGUUUUGCUAUUCAUCCUGCUUUGCGUGGAGAUCAUUGGUCUGGUGAAAGAGACCUUGGGCUCAAUUUAGGAGCAAAUGGAACCCAGACAUAUUUUCACAAGCAUUUUGCUAGUGACCACAGACUUUUUGAUGUUAAUGUAUGUGAUCAAAAGAUGAAAAAGUAUGAAGUUGAUAUGAGCAAAUUUGAUCACUCCAAGUGAACAAAGGGGGAUUACAAUUAAAGUCAUUUAGGAGUUCUGAGUACAAUGAAUGUCACUCAGCAUUACAUCCUCCAUAAUUUAGUAACAUGAUCAGCUUUCAUCUAAAUACCUAACUUUGUAAAAAUUUCCAUCUGAUCUGGUAAGAAAAUGCAGUUAAAUACUAUGGUGUUUUUCUAAGCCAAAAUAUUUGAAUUAACUGAUUUGAAAACUAAACGUACCUUAGGUAUGAAUAUUGGUUGAGUAAAUUCAAAAGUAUCACCUCUCUGGCUGACCCACAAUCUUCAUUCUUGGUGAACUGAUUUAAGAAAACAAAUCUAUAUUUUAGAGAGUCAACACACAAGAGUAAAAGUACUUCCCAGAAUUUUUGCAACUGUCGGAAAAAGGAAAUACUUUACAAGUGUUUCCAUUAAAUAAAUGGUAAACUGCCUUCUCCUUUCACUUUCCCAAGUCAGUAUGACUGAAGAAAACAAGACCUGCCUGCCAUCUCAUUGCUGUUCGCGGGAUCGUGUUGUGCACAGAUUGACUGCCGUGUUGGUCUGAAUUACACCGAUGACAAGGUAAUUCAUUGACUAAUGCAUUUUAUGGCAGUGUGAGGAUGUGGGAAGUGCUACUUAAAUUUGGUUUUGUUCUUUCUGCAACAAAGUCAAAGAUGCAGCAAGCUGAAACCGAAGUCAGAGCCUCAAUUACGAUUAUGUUCUGGUCUCCCACAUAAGCUCUGAUGAGUCAGUGAAUGAACAUGACCUAUCCUUAAUUCCAAUCCCUAGCAACAUUGUUUUCCCAGUCUUAGUUUGUUCUUUGCUUUAGCCCAUGUCAUUUUUUUCCAGUUAAAAUAUCUCUUAUUAAUCUAUUUUGUAAGAGAUGUCAUCUUCAGCAUUAACAAGUUUCAAAUAAUGUUCAGUUUUCAAAGGUUAAUCUGCACUGUUUGAAUCUUUGUGCUUAAAAUUUAGUUUUAGGUUGUCAAAUAAAUGUAAUUGUUCCUGUAAAAUGUUUAUAAGUAUCCUGCAGCAUUUCUAACGGAGACAAACAGAUGAAGAAAUAGAAAUGUAGAGAUUUGGCUCAGAAUCCUAGCAUUUCAUGAGCAUUACUCACAGCUUAUGUCCACUUUUGGCUAAAGUAACAGUGAUUUGAAUUUGGAACAUUUGUCUAAUCUCCACAGUGACUGGUAUUUAAUUUCUAAUCUGUUCUCUGUUUCUACAAUGGAUGGUGAUUUGCAUUAGGCACUGCGAGUUAUUGCCCAGAGGUUCUAUUAGGCUCAAGCUGAAGGUUCCCCUUUUUAAACCUCUCAAUGAAAACCAGAACAAGUGUGCAAUUAGGUUUUACACCAAAUAUUUGAUACCACUCACCCGUAAACACCCCCAACCCCCAAUCACCCAGCAAUCUAGAGUAGCACCAAAUUCAAAUCAGGUGCUGUGGUAAAAUUAGAAUUUAUAAUAAUGUAAGUACUUAUAUAGAUUAUAUAUUUUAAUCCACUCACAAGUCCAAGAGGAAAUCUGCUUUCGAACAUCACAUUCCAGCUUCAAACUCUGAUUUGUUUGGGAGGUUAAAAUUCAAAUUCAGAAUAUUUAAAGUUAAACUUUUCCCGAAGUAGAUUUCAUUCACUGUGAAUUAUAAACGGAUAAAUACUUCUGUUGUGUUGGUAUCAGCAAAGCCCAGCUAUGAUUCAGACUUGCAAUGUUUAGGUGGAAUUCUGCCUAAUAUUUGAAGACCUACUUGCUGGUUGAUAACGUUUUCUAAUAGACCAUGAAAACAUAAUAUUUGGGAACUUCAAAAAAAAUAUGUUGCACUUGUACCACAAGUAAUGUAAGAUAAAAGUUCCUUGAGAUCCACCUGAUUAUGACUGUAUUUAUGUGCUAUCAUUUGCAAUAUCUCCUGUUUGUUCCUUAAGUGUAAAGGGAAAGAGGUACUGUGUUUAUUUCCUGUAAAAAAUCUUUUAUCCGUUCAUCCUGUAUGUAACAUUGUACUGCUGAUAAUGAUAUUAGUGACAAAACUCCAAGGAUUUAUGAUGUGAAAGUAGUUCCUACUGCAU
Molecule: messenger RNA, 5702 nt
Organism: Pristis pectinata (smalltooth sawfish)
Lineage: Eukaryota; Metazoa; Chordata; Chondrichthyes; Rhinopristiformes; Pristidae
Product: A-kinase anchor protein 17B-like
Exons: 5
Coding region: 584-3676 (1030 amino acids)
Source: RefSeq, a predicted model, not a curated record